AUGUUAGAUGUAUACUUUAGAAGUAUUAAGAACCAUGUAGAAGAAAAAACUCUUUCUUUAAGUUAUGCGAAAAAUGUAGAAGAAUUUAGGAAUGAAUGUUUAAAUUUGGCUGGAUAUCUUAUACAGAAAAUGUCUCCACCAAAAGGGGAAACCCCAAGAACUUGGGAAGCAGGAAUAAAGCAUUUACUGAGGCAUUACUUCAAUAAAACAACUAAAUAUGGAAAAUGCCCUAUGAUUUUACAUAACAAACAUAAAGAAAUUUUAGAAUUAAAGUAUGAUGAAGAAGAUUUCUGUAGAAAAAAACGAAGAGAUUUACUUAAAAUAGAUGACUUAAAAAGAAGUAUAUCAUGUAAAUGUGAUAAUGAAUAUUUAACCAAAUGCAAAGAAUAUAAUGUGUGGAUAAAAAAGAUGGAGAAAAAAUUUGAUCCAAAAAAAAGCCUCAUUCAAACAUGUUAUAAAAAAAAAAAACCUAAAAAUCCAUUAUUAAUAUGCGAUAUACUGGAUUCAAAAACUUUUGAGGAACUUCAUGAUUGCUCAUGUACUCAUACAGAUGCAAUUUGUGAAGAAUUAACUGGAAAAGAAGAAAAAACAUUACAAGAAGCAUCUGCAAGUAAAGAUGAAAGUAUAUCUACUUCACAUCUUCAAGCGGAACAGGCCUUGAGUGAUACCCGUGCAUCUAUAACUACUCAACCAGUAGGAAAAAUUCAAAGCGAAGAGCAACAUGAAAUUCAAGUACAGCUACAAAACCAAAUUACAAAUAAUCAAGAAGAAAAUCCGGAUACCCCUCAAGUACAAGAUACAGAAUCACCAUCUUCGACAGUUUCAGAAUCUAGAGAAGCUGAAGCAUCAGAACGUCUUACAUUAGUACAACAGAAAUCCCCUGUGACCUCCCAUCCUUCUGAAACUAAUUCGUUAAUUAAUUCUGCAUCAUUUUCUUCCCCAGAUAUUCCUCUUCCUCAUAAAUCUUCGAAAAUUUCAGUUUUCAGUAAUAAUAUAUUUCAUGAAUAUGUAUUUUUUUUUAUUUGUAAAUACACAUUAAUGGGACAGUUAAAAAAAAAAAAGAAGAUAAAAAGAAGACAAGCAAAAUUUCUUAAAAUACUAAUACCUUCACAUUCGGACAGAAAAAAAGUAUUUUUAACUCAUAAUCAUUUGGAACACCCAUAUUAUGAUGAUGAAGAAAUUACUAAAAAAAUAAAAAUACUUGAACAUAACAUGAUAAAAAAUUUACAUGAGUCAAAGGAAAAAAAGAAAAGGUCCAAAACUAUUAUAGAAGUACAUAUGGAAGUGCUUCAAGAAUGGAAAAACGAAGAAUGGAAUUACAAAAAAGGAGAAUUUUUAGAAAUAUGCUUAGAAGUGUUCACAAAAGAGUUAUAUGGACUUUAUCCUAAUUUAACAAAUGAUGAACUAAUAAUGGAAAAUAUUAAAAGUAGCAAUGAUAUUGAAAAACAAAAAAAUUUAUGGAAUAAAUGGAUAGAAAGACAUAGAAAUAUUUCUGAAAAAUUGAAUAAAGUGGACUGGUAUAAUAAUUUGAAAAAUGAAUGGAAAAAAGAAAAAUUUUACAUAAAAGAAAUGGAAGAAUUAAAAAAUAAAUCAUCGAAUAAAAAACAAAAUAAUCUAUAUUUGGAAAGAGAAAAAGAUUUGUGGAAAAAAUGGAUACUAAAAAAGGCGUAUAUUAUAGAACAAUAUUUUGAACAAGAUUGGUUUAAAGGACUAACUGAGGAAUACCAGAAUUUGUUAAAUGAAUAUAAAAAUGAUGAAUACGAAAAUGAUGUGUCAAUAAUAAAUAUAGAAGAAUUGGAACACAAAGAAAAUUAUGAAGAAUUAUAUAAAUAUAUAAAAAAAAAAUUACUAUCAAAACUUUGUAUAUUAGUACUUAUGACAAUAUUAGAAGAAUGCAAAAAAGAGGAGUAUAUAGAAGAUAGAGAAUUACAUUUAGAUAGUUUUAUAAAUAAAAGGAAAACUAAAAAAAAUUCAGAAAAAAUACCAGAAAUUUCAGACAAAUUUAUUGAAAAGUAUAGUAACGUUUAUGAAAAUAGCAAAAAUAGCGAUAUUCAAAAUAAUAUAGAGGAGAACUUCUUUAGGGAAGAGAUGAACGAUUGGAUAGGAGAAGAAGUAACUUAUGUAAAUUCCACAGAAUGUGUAAGUAAUAUUGACAAAUAUUAUAACAGUACAACCUAG
This is a messenger RNA of Plasmodium malariae, 2178 nucleotides long. RefSeq names its product STP1 protein. The coding region runs from base 1 to 2178 and encodes 725 amino acids. The transcript has 2 exons. The record is from RefSeq and is a predicted model, not a curated record. Lineage: Eukaryota; Apicomplexa; Aconoidasida; Haemosporida; Plasmodiidae.